Molecule: messenger RNA, 2549 nt
Organism: Benincasa hispida (wax gourd)
Lineage: Eukaryota; Viridiplantae; Streptophyta; Magnoliopsida; Cucurbitales; Cucurbitaceae
Source: RefSeq, a predicted model, not a curated record
ACUUCUCAACUUCAUCGAAUCGCCUCAUUUCGUGUGGCAGCGUAAAAUUUCAUCAAUCCAUACCAAAAUUUAUCUUCCGAUCGCCAUGGAUUUCCGUACCUUGUCAAGGAAAGAGCUCCAAGCACUCUGCAAGAGGAAUAAGAUUCCGGCCAAUAUCACUAAUGUCGCCAUGGCCGACGCUCUUGCCGCUCUUUCAUCCGUUGAAGGAAUUGAAGAGUUUUUUAACGGUGAAAGAUCUGGAGUACCUGAAUCGCCGAUGAAGCCAGAGGUUAUUUCCUCGGAAAUUCCACGAACUGCACUGAGAACCUCGACAAGGAGAAAGGCCGUCAAAGAUGAGGCAAUUACUACUCGAACACGCCGUGCAGCAGCUGCAAGAGACACAGAGGAAUCAGAAAACAGAGAUCUAAAUGUGGCUUUGACUACUCCGUCCUUGCCGGGUAGCCGGAGAAGGACGGCAGCGGCUUCUUCAGCUUGCAAGAAAGUGGAUUUUCAGAUGACGGUAGAUGAUCAGAAAGAGGACAAUGAUUUGGAUAAGAAAAAGAAGGCGAUUGAAAAAACGCCUGCUGUGCCUAAAAGCCUGAGAGUUGCGGGGGCCUCGACUCGUAAACGAACUGAGACUCGGAACAAUGGAGCUGCGGAGCAACGAGUUUACAGUACAAGAAGGUCCGUCAGAUUUUUGGAGAAGAACAUGGAGAGUUUGAGUUUAGGGGAAGACCGGGAAAUGGAGUCAAUUACUGUCCAUAUGUCGUUCGAUGAUAUGCCUAACAGUUCAGUUGGUGCAGGACCCGUGAAGGAGGAUACGGAAUUAGAAACUGAGUCAAAGAAAUCCGAUGAAUCAGAAAGCAAGUUAGAUAAAGACACGGGUGUGGAAAUUGAUGAUCAAGAGAAGAAUGAGAUGGAGUCUGAAGUCGAACUCUCAGAGGAGGAACAAGAAAUGGUUCUUGAUGAUCCGUUGAAAUCUUCUGAAGAAAAACCCGCUACUGCAAAUAAUGGUGAUGAUACUGGGACAGAAGCACCACAUGCUAAUUCGGAUGUGAAAUGCUUCUCUGAAGAUGAAGAAGCAAAUGAAGCUUCCAAAGAUGAUGUUUCUGUGGAGAUUUCUGCUGAGGAAAUCAACGAUUCUGACAAACUUUCUCAGCCCACUGAAGAUGGGGAUCUGACUGAAGUUGUUGACAACUCAAUCAUUGUAGAAGAAUCCGGUAUGGAAGUCGAAUCUAAACAAAAUGAGUCUACUUGUGAAUUGAAACAUAUAAUUGAAGAAGUUAUUAACGAAGAAGUCAAACUAAUGAAUGAUACUGCCGAAAAACUGUCUCUGCCCCAUGAAAAUGUGGAAGAAGAAGCCCAAGUUGAUGAUGAUGUCUUGAGCAGUGAUGAAGAAUCUGUUAUGGAAGUGAAAGAUGAUCAAACCCAAGUGGAAGCAGAAAAUGAGUCUACUUAUGAAUUGGAACAUAUAAUUGAAAAAGUUAAUGAAGAAGAAGUCAAACUAAUGAAGGAUACUGCCGAAGAACUCUCUCUCCCCCAUGAAAGUGUGGAAGAAAAAACCCAAGUUGAUGAUGGUGUCUUGAGCAGUGAUGAAGAAUCUGUUAUAGAAGUGAAAGAUGAUCAAGAUGAGUAUGAUUAUGAAUCAGAUCCCACAAUCGAAGAAGAAGCAUCGGAUGCUGAUAUUGAAGUAGACAAGAAGGAAACAGAAAUGGAGAAGGUUUCAGUUCAAGCUGAAGAAGAUGAUACAACAAUCAACACAUCCAUGGAGGAGUUCCCUGAGAAUGUUUCUGAAGAUUUGGUUGAUGUCAAGAUCCAAUGGCAAAUGGAAGAAGAAGCUCCUUCUAAAGACAUAGAUGUUGACGCUAUCGAUUCUCAACCCAAAAUCCCAAAUGACAAUGUUCAAUGUGAGGAAGCUUUGGUGGAAAUCAUUCCCACUUCCUCCAACAACAAUGGAGUUCAAUCAUUACCCUCUUUUGGAGCUGACCAAUUGGCACUGGCAACUCAAUUUCCUAGGCCAACAGUAGGAACCAAAUCUCCAGUAAGAGAACAAACCAUUAGACUGCUAAUGGACAACUCAGAUGCUGAGGAGGAAGAAGAUGGAAAAGAACAGGAAAAAGCAAAUUGCAUUGAGAAGCAAAUUGUGGAGACAAAUGAUAUGAGCUUAAGACAGCUGAAGAAGAUGUUCAAGGAAAAACUCCAACUUAGCAAACAGAAGAUGGACAAUAAUAGCAUCAACUCAAAAGUUGUUGGAGGUGGGGGGAAGGUGAGAACUGCUUUACAGCCAGUGCCAGAAAAUAUAAUGACCAUUAAUGAAUUGGAGAGGAGAUUUUAAAAGUCUUGAGAAGAGAGGAAAUUGUGGAUGGUUCAAACUGUGGUUUGCCUCAUGUUUUAUUUGAUCUUCAAUUUCUGGGUUUCUCAUUUAUUGUUUUCCAUGAUGAUUUUUUGAGAGGGUAAAAUGAGGUAAACAAUUAGUUUGUCUGAUUUUGUUCAUCAGUUUAAUAAUCAAAUUCUAUGCAGUUUGUGUUUUAACAACUGACUAGUUGGCAUCCAUCUUAGAAUUCUAUGGA